Messenger RNA from Closterium sp. Yama58-4, 597 nucleotides. NCBI's taxonomy places the organism in Eukaryota, Viridiplantae, Streptophyta, Zygnematophyceae, Desmidiales, Closteriaceae. The record is from the annotation of a GenBank genome assembly.
AUGGGGGACGCCCUGGGGAACGCGGCGCUGGUGGUGACGGCUGAUGGCUGCUUCCUGCUGCUGCAGCGCGGCACGGCUGUGGGUGAAUUCCCAAAUUGCCCAGUUUUUCCGGGAGGACACCCAGAGCCAUCAGAGGCAGGCAUUUCUUCCACACCACAACCUCCCCCCACCCAACACUCCCCUGUCGACCCGCAAUCCUCCAACACCCCUGCCUCUCCUCCGCUCUCCCCUUCCUCAUCGCCCUCCCUUCUCAACGCCACCAUCGCACAUGAGAUGUUUGAAGGCAUGAAGAGGGAGGUGGAGGAAGAGACAGGCGCCCCUGCUGAUUCCCUUCACGACAUGCUCUUCAUCGGUCUGUGCAGGCGAAGGGAGAACGUGCGAUCGCUCGCCAUGUUUCUCUGCCACACCUCGCUCACGGCACCGGAGGUGCUCUCUCGCUACGCCUCUGCACAGCACAAGUUCGAAUCCACCAGCCUCAGAGCCGUGCCGCUGGCGGAGUUGCUGACAGAGGCGCACUCCAUGCCAGGCUGUCACAUGGGCGGUGCUGUGCUGGCAUACUGCCACCUCACCCUGCAUGGCCAUCUGCCGCCCACAUAA